Messenger RNA from Exophiala bonariae, 1794 nucleotides. RefSeq lists its product as uncharacterized. Bases 1 to 1794 code for a protein of 597 amino acids. The record is from RefSeq and is a predicted model, not a curated record. Gene Ontology annotation, biological process: intracellular manganese ion homeostasis; iron ion transport. Gene Ontology annotation, molecular function: manganese ion transmembrane transporter activity; cadmium ion transmembrane transporter activity. Lineage: Eukaryota; Fungi; Ascomycota; Eurotiomycetes; Chaetothyriales; Herpotrichiellaceae. Gene Ontology annotation, cellular component: membrane. The transcript has a single exon.
AUGAAUUGCCCAUCUCGCCCCGACAACAUCGAGGGUCACCCAGACUGGAAUCAGAAUCCCCAUGACUUGAGCUCGGAUCUGACCACCAGGGCCGAUCUGAACGGCAUUGUCAACUUGCGGGAACAACGAGAGAAUGAAUCAAGUCUUGCCAACGAUCAACAAGAGCAAAUCAGCCUCGUCCCAAAUGACAACCCCGAGUCACUAUCGGCGGGCAUCAAGUCCCCGCCCUUUGCCAAUGUUGAUCCGAUCAAGCAAGAGUCCGCCAGCAACGCGACCGUGACCCAGACUCCUGCCACAUCGGCCUUUCAACCAAACCAUGCACGACCAUUUUCCAAGUCGUCGAGCAAACCAUUCCUGGUGCUGGAUAAGAUCAUCACCACCUUGCGAAAGUAUCUCAAGUUCGUCGGUCCAGGUUUUCUCAUUGCCGUGGCCUACAUUGAUCCUGGAAAUUACGCCACCGAUGUCGAGGCCGGCGCCGCCACUCACUUCCGUCAUCUGUUCAUCAUCUUGAUGUCCAACCUGUUCGCCAUUUUCCUGCAGUCUCUGUGUAUCAAACUCGGCAGUGUCACCGGCCUGAAUCUGGCCGAGAACUGCAGAAAGCACCUCCCAAGAUGGCUCACCAUCACUCUCUAUAUCUUUGCCGAAGCCGCGAUUAUUGCCACGGAUAUUGCUGAAGUAAGUGGCUCUCGACACCAAGAUGCUAAUAAUUUCACGCUGAUCAGUUGCCAGGUCAUUGGUUCGGCCAUUGCUCUGAACCUCUUGUUCCACAUCCCUCUGGUGGCGGGAUGUGCCAUCACGCUCGUCGACGUUCUCGUCCUACUACUCUUCUACCGCCCUGACGGCUCCAUGGUUCGUUUGCGAUUGUUUGAGUAUUUUGUCAUGAGUCUAGUCCUGGGAGUCAUGGUGUGCUUCUGCAUUCAACUGUCCUACAUUAAGGAUACUAGUGUGGGAGAAGUCUUCAGGGGCUACCUCCCUUCUUCGGCCAUAGUCGAGGGCAAUGGUAUAUACCUGUCCUGUGGCAUCAUCGGUGCUACAGUCAUGCCCCAUUCCAUCUUCCUUGGUUCGGGUGUCGUCCAGCCCAGGUUGAAGCAGUUUGACCAACAGAAUGGUCACAUCCCCUUGCCUGAAGACUCCGACGACGAGGAAGAGAAAUACGUGCCAUCCAUCUAUGCCAUCAAGGCAUGCCUCAAGUACUCCAUCGUGGAACUAGCCACAUCCCUCUUCACUUUUGCCCUCUUCAUCAAUUCCGCCAUCCUCAUCGUCUCCGGCGCCUCUCUCUACCCAAAGACCGAGGCCACCGAGGCUGAUCUGUUCGGUAUUUACAACCUAUUGAGCGAAAAUCUCUCAAAGGUUGCUGGCACCUUAUUCGCCAUUGCCCUUCUGCUUUCCGGAACCUCCGCUGGAAUUGUAUGUACCAUGGCCGGCCAGAUGGUCUCGGAGGGCAUGUUGCACUGGACCCUAAGACCCUGGGUGCGCAGGUUGAUCACCAGAGCCAUCAGCAUCGUACCCAGUAUCAUCAUUGCGGGUGCUAUUGGUCGAGAAGGUCUGAAUCAGGCCCUCACGGCAAGUCAGGUCUGUCUGAGUGUCAUCCUGCCCUUUGUCACCGCCCCAUUGAUUUGGUUUACUUGUCGAACCCAUGUCAUGACCGUUCGAACUGUUCAAGGUGAGCAAAGUGGCCAGGACGUCAAUAUGCGGAACAAUUGGUUGACUGCGACACUGGCUGUGCUCAUUUGGCUUGUGCUUGUGGUGAUGAACGUGGCACUGUUGGUUCUCGUUGGUCUUGGAAAAGCCUAA